GCAAAUACUUCAAAAAAAACAGAGAAAUAUUGAGUGUUCAAUACCUCACAUUCAAAAGACAGAAUAAGUAUCGGUUAAAAUUAAUCCGAAAGAUGGAAAUAUUCCAACGAGAUAAGCAGUAAAAGCAGCGAAUCAGCAGAUGAGAUUUAAAUUGAUUUGCAGCCAGCAUUUCCCAUUAGAGACUGAACUUUGGAGUUGCGUUUGAUAUUGAGUAUUCAUAAUGGAGAGACGAAUCUUUGCAAUCUCCCUCUUCCUUGUGGCUUUUUUUGCCCCUGGAAUCUUGGCGGGGGUCUGUAACAUGACUGGACUUUGGCAGAACGACCUGGGCUCCGUCUUAAACCUGAAUGAGAUUGAGAAUUAUAAAUUGAAAGGAAAGUUCUUGACUGCAGUCGAGGCUGCCAAGGGUGAAGCUGGAUCCGACCGACGAGCCCGAGUGAUUGGUAUCAAGAACAAUGGGAAAGAGCCAACAUUCAGCAUGUCUGUAGCGUGGGCUGGAGGUUCCAUUACAUCCUGGGUAGGUCAGUGCCUGAUGCUGGAAGAUGGGCAGCAGAUUCUGAGGACUACGUGGCUGUUGAGAUCUCCAGCUACCAACCUACUGGAGGAUUGGAAAACGACACGAAUUGGACAAGAUACAUUCCACCAAAUCAAUGGGGAUAUUCCGCAAGGAAUCCAUCAAAAAUCCGUCAAUCUUUAGUGCAACACAUUGCACCAAGCCUGGAUAUUUAGUGUAAUUGCCAUUUCUGAAUGGUAUUCUCAAUAAAAUAAAGUAAGAACA
Molecule: messenger RNA, 775 nt
Organism: Chiloscyllium plagiosum (whitespotted bambooshark)
Lineage: Eukaryota; Metazoa; Chordata; Chondrichthyes; Orectolobiformes; Hemiscylliidae
Gene: avd
Product: avidin
Molecular function (GO): biotin binding
Source: RefSeq, a predicted model, not a curated record